Messenger RNA from Cygnus olor (mute swan), 1747 nucleotides. It is a transcript of the gene HMGN3, whose product is annotated as high mobility group nucleosomal binding domain 3. The record is from RefSeq and is a predicted model, not a curated record. NCBI's taxonomy places the organism in Eukaryota, Metazoa, Chordata, Aves, Anseriformes, Anatidae. Gene Ontology annotation, cellular component: chromatin; nucleus. Bases 140 to 511 code for a protein of 123 amino acids. The transcript is spliced from 7 exons. Gene Ontology annotation, biological process: chromatin organization. Gene Ontology annotation, molecular function: nucleosomal DNA binding.
CCGCCCGCCCCCCGCCGGCGGGGGCGGGGGGAGGGGGGUCCGCCGGGGGCGGCGGGCAGCGGGCAGAGCCGCGGGCAGAGCCGCCAGCGCCGGGCGGAUCCGCGCUCGCCGCUUGGUCGCCUCGCUGCCGGCGGGCAUUAUGCCGAAGAGAAAGUCUCCAGAGGGUGCUGAAGGCAAGGAUGCAGCAAAAGUAACUAAACAAGAGCCCACGAGACGAUCAGCAAGAUUGUCAGCUAAACCUGCUCCACCAAAACCUGAACCCAAGCCAAGGAAAACCACUAAGAAGGAACCUGGAACAAAGGCCAACAAAGGUGCUAAAGGGAAGAAGGAUGAAAAGCAAGAAGCUGCAAAGGAAGGUACUACACCAUCUGAAAAUGGUGAAAAUAAAGCUGAAGAGAUUCGCAUCUCUCGCUCAACUGUUAGUGUUUCAACAUCCAGAGGUGCCCCACCCAGCACACUGUCAGUAAAAGGGCAGAUUGAAACAGUGAAAGUUAAGGGCUCAGAAAACUGAAUCUGUAGGUGACAAGAAGGAAUGAAAUAUCAUGAAAAUUUUGGGUUGAUUUUAUGUACCUCUUGGACAACUUUUAAAAGAUAUUUUUAUCAAGUAUUUUGUAAAUGCUAAUUUUUUUAGGACUAUGAUAGUUGACAUAUUAAACUGUAUAUGAACAUUUCCCUUCUCAUAACAGUGCUUUUAGAAAUUCCCAUUGUUGCCAAGUAAUAUAAAUAUCAACUUAAUAUUGCAAGGUAUGUGUAAAAUUGGAUCAGCAUUCCAUACACUUGCUUUAAGAAAUUAAGUCUUGUGCAUAUGGUGAUGUUUUUACUGUGCGUAUUUGAAUUUUUCAUGCAGUUUUUCUAGAGCAAUAAUCAGUGGUGCUUUUGUACUUAGGGUUUAUGUGAUUUUAAUGAAACAUGGAUAGAUGUGGCCACCUGCUGACUAUUUUGGGUUCUUUUAAUGGAUUAAAAUAAAAGGUCUCCUUGCCUGCAAAACUACAGCCUCCUAAUGUUUUCUCUAAAUCUGAGGAAUGCCUUACUCAUAUUUUCAGCUGUUACAAGGAAGACUAAUACCCGCACAGGAGUAGCAGGUUGGGAUUUUCAGUGGCCCACAACCUAAGCGACUUUAUAGAUACAUUCUUCAGAUACUCUGUCGUAGGGUGAGUAGAGCUGACAUACUCUAUCAGGAUAUUGUGUCUGUAAUGAAAUAUCAACAGAGAAUGAAUUGCUUGAUUGCUACAGACAUACAGUAACUGUUAAAAACAGCUUUGUUUCUCCUCCCGCUCCCUUUUCAUUAACUAGAGAAGACUUGCAUCAUAUUCUCUGGAAACACUUCUUUCUACCUGUAGUCUCAAAUUUAAUAUAAACAAGUAAUUGCUGUUCUGCUUCAGCUGAGGACAGUUGUUAAUACAUUGAAAUCGCUGUUAAACAGCGCUAUAUAUUUGUUACCUGGUAGAAAUGGAACAAUGAAAGUUAUUUUUGAGGUGAUUGUGGUGAUAUGGUGGAGUAGCUAAUGAUUUUUUAGUAUCCAUGUUUCAACUCUGCAGCUCAUUAUAAGCGCCUUUUAUAAUUUUUCUCCUUCUCUUUUCUCUAGGGGCCCUGGUAUUUCUAUUGUUACUUCUGGGAUGGGAGGGGUGAGAGAAAAAGAUGUUCCCUGUUCUUCAGUAGUAUUGAUUUGUAUUGCUCAAGUGGUGGCCAUUAUGUCUGAGGAUACUUCUUGCUUGUUUAAGUCAAUAAAUGAAUGACUGUUGCUUGA